Messenger RNA from Dermatophagoides farinae (American house dust mite), 1168 nucleotides. NCBI's taxonomy places the organism in Eukaryota, Metazoa, Arthropoda, Arachnida, Sarcoptiformes, Pyroglyphidae. The record is from RefSeq and is a predicted model, not a curated record.
GAAAAAAACAACAACAACCAGCAAAGACAACAAUAAUCAGUCAAUAACACAAUUUCUGUUUUUCAAUCAUUUCUCAAUAAUAAAUCCAGUGCCAAUAUCGAUCGAUAUCAUUUAUAUUAUAUAUAUGGUUCCAGGUGUUUGGAGUACCGAUUAUAUUCCACGUGGUACACGUUUUGGACCACUUGUUGGUCAAAUUUAUGGCCGUGAUCAAGUGCCAGAAAAUGCAUCAAGAAAAUAUUUUUGGAGAAUUUAUAAUAAAUUAUCAUCAAUAUCGACAACAACGAAUACGACGAUAAUUGAUGAUAAUGAUAUUAAUGGAAAUGUAAAAACAAAUAUAAAUGGAACAAUAGCAAAUACAACUACAUCGAUAACAUCAAUAUCAUCUUCAUCAUUAUUGUCAUCAACGACGACGACGACGACGACGACGACGACGACAACAACAACAACAAAUACCGCUGUUGGUAAUGAAGAUGUUUGUUGUCCAAAACUAUCGCCACCACAAUCGCCAAUAUCAUCAUCACCAAAAGGUGAACCAUCAUCAACAUCAUCUUCGGCAACAAUUUCAUCAAGUGGAUGUACACAAAAUGGUUCAUCAUCAUUACAAAUAAAUUCCAAUCAUGAAACACUGCCAGCAAAAUUACAACAAAAAAAUGAUAAUCAUAACGAUGUUGAUGGUGAUAAUAAUGAAUGUAAAGAAUUCAGUGAUGAUUAUUAUUAUAUUGAUGGUGCUGAUCCUGAUCAAUCAAAUUGGAUGCGUUUCGUGAAUCCAGCAUAUUCAUCUAUUGCACAGAAUCUGGUUGCUUGUCAAGUUGAACAGGCAAUAUAUUUCUAUACAAUAAGACCAAUACCACCAGAUCAAGAGCUAUUAGUAUGGUAUUGUCGUGAAUUUGCUCAACGAUUAAAUUAUCCAUUAACCGGAGAACAGAUGAUGUUACGUAUACAACAACAAAAUCCCAUUGUAGAUACAAUAAAAUUUGGUAAAUCUCAAACAUCUUUUGAUGUUUAUUUGAUUCCGAUGAUGAUAAUGAUGACAAUAAUGGAAUGAUUAUCGAUGAACAAGACCGUAAUAAUGAUCGUAUGGAAUCUGAAAAAACGGUUGAUGUUACAAUGAAACAAAAUCAAAUUGAAAAUGACGAAGAAGAAGAAGAAGACGAAGACGACGACCACA